AUGGCUGUCAACGAUCCAGAACACCCAGAGCUCGCACGGGAACGACAGGACGUUGACGUACCCAACGCGCCCCUUGUUGCCGAAAAGAACUUUCAAACCGGUCGAGGGGGGGCUGGCAAUAUUCAUCACUUGACGGAAGAAGAACGGGCCCAGGCAAAGGAGCACAAUCAGCACGUUCGAGCAACCAGCCAAGGAAGGAGGAACUCGAAGGAGCGAGACCAUCUUCGAGAAUUGGCCGAGAAAGGCAAAGAAAAGCUCUUCGGACACAGGGAUUCCAAGCCUUGA
Messenger RNA from Endocarpon pusillum Z07020, 285 nucleotides. RefSeq lists its product as uncharacterized. Bases 1 to 285 code for a protein of 94 amino acids. Lineage: Eukaryota; Fungi; Ascomycota; Eurotiomycetes; Verrucariales; Verrucariaceae. The transcript is spliced from 2 exons. The record is from RefSeq and is a predicted model, not a curated record.